AUGCUUGCUACUCCCAAAGUCUACCCAAAAAAAAUGGCAGCACUUGCAUCGCUUGACAAUCGACCUGAUGACCUCCGUAAGGUGGAAAAGUACUCCAGCAGCCUUGGUGAAAGAGGUGUUGAUGAUGUAGAGAACAUGCCAAGUCCAGGGGCUGCAAGAUGUCGAUUAUCCAAUGCUCUUGGUGAUGUAUCACCUUUGAACGGCAUUCAUCAUUCAUUGUCUCCUCCUUCUUCCACACGUAUUACCACUGCGACAAUCAAGCCAAAGAUUCAACAAAGACGCAAACGCAUGUCACCUGAACAGCUUCGAUUGAUGAGUCGUCGUAUUGAUCCAAAGCAGCCUUUACCAUCACCCCAUACAUCGCCUUCCAAGCCAGCUUUACCUGUACUUUACAGCCCUUCCCCUCGCAAACGUAGUCGCCUUCAACAAAAACAACCCAAAUGUCCUAUACCAUCCACUACGCUCCCUUCUUUUCAUUCACCAAAGCCUCAACUCUUUCAGACAUGUUUUGAUAUAUGGCCUGGUGCUCCUUCAUUGGGUGAUUUGAAUCAUGAUAAUGUCAAAUGUUUGAGUGAAUUGCUCAAGGUGCGUCUUUCGCAAGCCAAGUUUCGAUUGAUUGCUGCUCUCGAAGCCAAUGAUGAUGGCCGUAAUGAUCCACUCUAUGCACAACUCAAGACCGAAAGCGAUGACUCUUGGCCUUUUACUAUGAUGAUGCGUCAAAAGAUUACCCUGUCUCAUAAACGACAUCAAUCCACGCUUCCAGUCACUGUCGGCAAUGGAAAGAAUCUUACAUUCCAACCACGUCAACGCCGUGCACCAGGAUCAUCCGCAGCAACUUCUUUGCGUAACAAUGUCAGACUCGUCACCGAUGAUACCGGUAAACUCUCUGUGGCUGUCACUCCACCCGCUUCACCGGCAAACAGCAAAAAACGCAAACGACCGGCCACCUCCAAUGCUGCCAAAAAGUCCAACAAGACUAAAUCAGAAGAUGCUACAACACAUCCAUUUGCUUGUCAACCAUGCAACAAACGAUACAAGAACCGAAGCGGCUUGAUGUACCAUCUUCAACGUUGCAAAGCUACCAUCAAUUGUAUUUGUGAUCAGCAGGAUAUUGAAAAGCCCAUGGUCCUUUGUGAUACUUGUGAUUGUUGGUUCCAUACAGCAUGUGUUGAAAUCACCACGCAUGAAUCAUUCUCAUGUCCACGUUGCUCUCCUCCACCUCCACCUCCACCGCCUCAAGUCGUCAAAAUGGAACAACAACAGCAAGACGAACAACAACAACAACAACAAACGACACCCGUGCUUGUACCCACGGCGGAUAUGCAAGAUCCAAAUUGGUGGCCCAUGCUUCCAGUCACAGAGGACACCUCACCGUGGAACUUGUCUGAUUUGCCACCCUCCCUGUUGUUUUCGGAUCCAUUGACGCUUCCGGAAGAAGAAAUCGGUUUAAUGACCCCGUCUUCAAUCGUCACCAAUGCACAGCAAGAUCAAUCCGAUAAUGGCUGGUUCGAAUUUGCAAACUUUGAUGACGAUUUCACUUGUGAAUAA
Molecule: messenger RNA, 1548 nt
Organism: Lichtheimia ornata
Lineage: Eukaryota; Fungi; Mucoromycota; Mucoromycetes; Mucorales; Lichtheimiaceae
Exons: 3
Coding region: 1-1548 (515 amino acids)
Source: RefSeq, a predicted model, not a curated record